Messenger RNA from Anolis carolinensis (green anole), 4171 nucleotides. Its product is annotated as rho GTPase-activating protein gacHH. The transcript has 10 exons. Gene Ontology annotation, cellular component: cytoplasm. The coding region runs from base 604 to 1950 and encodes 448 amino acids. Gene Ontology annotation, molecular function: protein binding; chromatin binding. NCBI's taxonomy places the organism in Eukaryota, Metazoa, Chordata, Lepidosauria, Squamata, Anolidae. The record is from RefSeq and is a predicted model, not a curated record.
ACAGUUGUGUUUCUUAAACAGCAAAUGAGCUCUCUUCUCAGUUGUUGCUUCUCAUGUUCCACAGCUGAGCCUCAUUAUAAAAAAAAGAAGAUCAUAAGCUACAGGGCUGAACUCUUGGGAGUUCUGGUCACAAGGCCUUUACUGGGUUUUCUGUGUCUCCAAGAUUAUAUUGUGAAGAAAUGUGGAACACCCAUUCAGUAGAUUGCCUGUAACGAGCCACUCUUUUUUCGUGCUCAAGAAAAGGAGAGGAGCACAGGAAGAAAUCCUCUGGUAUUUUAAACAGGCAUGUUUUAAAUUUACUCUCUGUUUGGGAAGAGGCAGUAAUGUCUUGCCAAUCAGAAGAGGACAUCUGAAACCACUUCAGCCAGGAGUACAAAAAUAAAAUACAAAUGUUUGCAAUGUUCGUGGGUUUGUCUGUGCUGUGACCUGCCUCGAACCACAAGGAGAGGCAGAUUACUGCACCUGUGGUUUCUGCUCCACAGGGAGUGGCACAUAAAAAACUGUCAUCCAUAUUCAAGAGCUGGAAAGAAAGAAGAUCAAAAAAGGUUGCAGUGAUAGUCUGCGGAAACAUUUACAGGACCAUGCUUUCCAGCUAACCCAGGCAUGAAAAGAAAAACAGUCCAGUAUUCAUGGCAGCCAGUACUGCAGAACAACAUUACUCCAUGUGAUCGAUUCAAGCAUGCCACCUGUAUCUGCAGGGGCUUUGUUUAUAUUUAUGGUGGCCGGAAAAACACAACCCUGAAUGACUUCUGGAGGUACAAAAUAGAGAGCAAUGAAUGGGAGAAAUUGGACAAUUCAGAAGAUAGCCCAGAAGAACUGGAAGAGCAUUCAAUGGUGGAAUAUCAGGAUGUUCUCUAUAUUUUUGGUGGAAUGGUAGACUCUGCUUUCACACAGAAGAAGAAUCCUCUCUGGAUGUAUGACACUGAUAGAACCAAGUGGAUGGAGCGCCAGCUCACAGCAGUGGAGGGUGAGGGAACAGCCCCUGCUAAUCGGAAGGGUCAUAGUGCAGUUGUCUACAGAGGCAGCAUGUACAUGUAUGGUGGAUAUGUUGACCUUAAGGGUACUUCCCAAGAGUUCUGGACUUUAUGUUUCGAUACAAAGCAGUGGGCCCCUCUCCCAGCAGCAUCUUAUGGCAACAAUCCAGGCCCCCGGCAUGGUCACUCGGCUGUGGUGUAUGGUAGUAGCAUGUACUUGUUUGGAGGGCUGAUGGGACUGACUGAACAAAAGGACUUCUGGAAGUGGGAUUUCAUGGUUGCCAACUGGUCUAAUAUCAAAUGGAGCCAGGGACCUCCCAAAAUGGUGGGGCACUCUGCUUUAAUCUUCAAAGAUUCUAUGCUGGUCUUUGGUGGAGGAGUAUUUAAUACCAGGCCGAGCAGUACUUUGUGGAAAUAUCAUUUUCCUUCUCAAAUGUGGAAAAAACUGGCUAGCCUGACGGAUCCUUCUUGCAAAUCGUAUCACUGCACUUUGGGCAUUGGAUUAGGUUUCUCAGGAACUGAUGAUGCUCCAAGGACACCAACCAGCUAUUUGCACCCAAAGGAGAAGGGCUGUUCAAAACUGCUAGCUAUCUCUAAGCAGCAUGCCUGUUUCUGCGAGAACCACCAAGAGCCUAGCUAUAAGACAUUCAGCAAUGAGGAUGGCAAUGAAAUAGAAAUGAAAACUUUUCGCCAUUCUCAGGAACAGACAAGAUUCUGUUUAUUCCAUACCACUUCCAGUGAAGAGAUGAUUGACAAGCAGGCAGUAGACAUCUGGUGCAGGAAAGAGAGAACAACAUAUCUCAACCUUGCAAUGGAACAAGAAUUUUCCACCACUGAUCUGACAGAAAAAGACGACAGUUUCAGCUGUUCACAGCCUGGCAGUGUGGAUCCUGGGGAGCCCUCUGCUGUACUGCUUCUGGGAGGUAAACCUUUGUCUGGUUCCUCAGCAAUUUCAUUCUGGCAAAUGGAGCUGUAAAGCACUUCAAAUGUCUUGUGUAGAGGCACCAGGAAGAGAGAACAGGAGCAUGCCAGGCCUCUGUGAAGUCAGCUACCAGGAAAUACCAUCUGCACUUUAGCUGUUUACAUAUCUUGUCAAGAAAUCCUGGUAUCACUUUCUUAAUCAAUGGAAUGUAUUUGUGAGUUACAAUUAUGUUCUUCCUGGAGUCCUUCACUUUAGAAAGACACCAUGCAGCUGGUCUCAAUGAAUCUGUAUUGACGUUGGCCUGCACUUCAAUGCUGCAGAAUGUUCCAUUGAACAUGCUGAAUGUUACUGUAUUUAAUUUCUAUUUCUAUAUAUACACACACACAUACAGUAUGUAUGUAUGUAUAUAGCGCUUUUAGAAUGUCCAAAGCCGUUUGUAAGUUAUCCUUGCAAGGCAAUUUUACAAGAACUUGUGAAGAUGAAUCAGUAUUAUCCUUAUGUUUUAAAGAUUUAGUAGCAAUAAAGGGUAGCAGCUUGCCCACAGACUUUGACUUUGUGGAUGAGAUGAUAACUUAAGUGGGAGAUGUUAUGCUUAAAAGUUCCAGCUUCUUGGCUAAUAGGACACACUGCUUGAAUUUGCAUCAUCCCUACAUAUAAAUCAGGAUAGACUUCACCCUAUACAUAAAAUUUAAGUCUCCCUUUGCCAAGUAAUUUUAAUCUCCUAAAAAAAACAGACUCGAUGAGACUAUUCCAAGAUAAGUAUACAUCUCUUAUUAGGCAAAAAACCAGACUGACCACCUACUGAGUAGAAUUCUUCCUUAUCCCCUUCAAGAUAGUAGGGGGAUAAGGAAGACCAGAUUAAGUCAUGCUGAGGCCCUAAAUUAUGUCAAGUUUAAGUGAACCCAUUACCUUUGCCAUCCCACACUGUAACAUAAACCUUUACUUGUCUUUUUCCUUUUCUGGUGUUUACAGCCCUUGUAGUAUACAAGGCCCUAAAAGUAGCUUAUUUAAUUUGUGUGUGUGUCUGGCUUUGCAUAGCAUUUCCCCCCCCCCCCCCCCAAUCUGCAAUCAUAUGUACCAAAAACAGCCCAGUUUCUAUUCUGCACCCUCCUGGCUGUUCUCUAAAUUUAUACGAAGAUACAGUGUUCCCCAUAUCUUUCAAGACACCACAAGAUGAUAAUUCAUCCAUGAAGGGUUUACUCAGUGAAGGCAUCCAGUAUAUAGCUGCAAUUAAGGAAAGCAAUGUAAUUGAUACAGACUAGAGCAAAUAGUUGUUACCAUGCAACUGAUGUAAAUUUAGGAGUACCAGGAAUCUCUUUCCAUACCUUACGUGUAUCCUUCAUGCAUGCACACAUUUGAGUCUUCUGUUUGCAUUCAGGCUGAUUUUACUCCAUCUAAUGGUAGUAAAUAUGCAAAGGGGUUUUCCUCAAUUUUGGCUCAAACAAGGGUAAAUGUAAUGUUAUAUAUUUUCUUCAGACACUUUGAAAAGCAGAUGAAUCAAUCAAAGAUCUUUCAGUCUCUAUGAAAACAUAAAUUGUAUGUUCUAUGCAGAGAAAAUAUUGAUUGUGCAGACAUAUAUAACAUACACAGUCAACCCUUCUCGUUUUCUGGGAUUGGGGGCACAGGUCCAAUUGUGUCUCCACCAUAUUGUAUUACUCAUCUUUGUCAAUGGCUUAUAAGACAUUUAUUUUUACAGUCAGCCAAUCUUCUGUACAGGAAAGCCAAAAUGGCUCUCAUUUUGUCAUCAACAACCAGUGAUAUUCAUUGCAUAUUUAGCUGAAUGGCUGCAGCAGAGAUAAGAUUAGAGACCCACAAGGAUACUUUUCAUGUGGAUGGACAGGGGGGAAAAGGCAUUUCAGUUGCUAAAGUAUGUGGCUGCAGUGCUGCUCACCCAUAUAGUAUGUUUUAUCCAGUAUGGUAAAUCUAUAGUCCUUUCAUCAAUGAGGUUUGAAGGGUUCACUGUGAAGAGCUGGCGUUUUUGUUAGAGGUGGAAAAUAACAUUUGGCAGAGGAUGAGGCUGAUAAAUGAGCAGUAGCUGGAAAUGCCUUUCCUGAGCUUUUUCUCUAAUGCUUUAUCAGUUUCAUAAAUCCUGAACUCUAAUCAGUAGAGCAGAGACUUCUCUAGCUGUAUUACACUUUCAUGAGUUAUAUGUUUUGUUUAUAACUUGCCAAAUCUAUGCAUAUCAAAUGUUUUUUAAAAAUAAACAUGUUUUGGUGUACAUGUUAUUUUCUACUACUACAAAUAAUACUUGUUUAAUGAAAGAUUUAAAGUUGAA